Molecule: messenger RNA, 2262 nt
Organism: Callorhinus ursinus (northern fur seal)
Lineage: Eukaryota; Metazoa; Chordata; Mammalia; Carnivora; Otariidae
Gene: OLFML2A
Product: olfactomedin like 2A
Biological process (GO): signal transduction
Source: RefSeq, a predicted model, not a curated record
AUGGCCGCGGCCGCCCUCCUGUCCCGGCCCGGGCCCCGGCCACUGCCCCUGCUCCUGCUGCCGCCGCUGCUGCUGCUGCUGCUGCUGCUGCCGCCGCGCGCCGGCCGGGUGCGCGCUGACAGUAAGGUGUUUGGUGACAUGGACCAGGUGCGGAUGACCUCGGAGGGCUCCGACUGCCGCUGCAAGUGCAUCAUGCGGCCACUGAGCAAGGACGCUUGCAGCCGAGUGCGCAGCGGGCAGGCCCGGGUGGAGGACUACUACACUGUGGAGACGGUGAGCUCGGGGACCGACUGCCGCUGCUCCUGCACAGCGCCACCCUCCUCGCUCAACCCCUGUGAGAAUGAGUGGAAGAUGGAAAAGCUCAAGAAGCAGGCACCUGAGCUCCUCAAGCUCCAGUCCAUGGUGGAUCUCCUGGAGGGCACCUUGUACAGCAUGGACCUGAUGAAAGUGCACGCCUAUGUCCACAAGGUGGCCUCCCAGAUGAACACGCUGGAAGAGAGCGUCAAGCUGAACCUGAGCCGGGAGAACGAGGUAGUGAAGGAGAGCAUGCGCCACCUGAGUGAGCAGCUGAAGCGCUAUGAGAAUCACUCGGCCAUCAUGAUGGGCAUCAAGAAGGAGCUCUCCAGCCUGGGCCUCCAGCUGCUGCAGAAGGAUGCAGCCCCAGUCUCGGCCGCUGCCCCAGCACCCGGCCCUGCCAGCAAGGCUCAGGACACAGCUGGAGGGAGAGGCAAAGACAACAAAUACGGCAAUGUUCAGAAGACCUUUGCAGACAGGGGCCUCACAAAACCUCCUAAGGAGAAGCUGCUGAAGGUGGAGAAGCUGAGGAAGGAGGGCGGCAAGGGCAAAUUCCCCCAACCCACAGCCAAGCCCCGGACCCUGGCCCAGCAGCAGGCCAUAAUCCGAGGCAUCACCUACUACAAGGCGGGCGGGAAGGAGGUGACCGAGGCCGUGGCCGACAACGCCCUCAAGAGCACUUCCUGGCUAGAACAGCGGCCGCCCAGGGUGGAGGGCAGGUCACCGGAGCCCAACUCAGCAGAACAUGAUGAGGCUGGGCCCAGGGCCUCAGCGGGAGCGGACCUGGCCUCUGGCACUCUCAGUUCUGACCCUGUCACCACCCCCACCCCGACUCCCACCACCCGGCCCCAGCCCACUGAGCCACCUUCACACCCAGAUGUCCCGAGCCAAGGCAGAGAGACGAGCUGUGAGGGCACCCUGCGGGCCGUGGACCCCCCUGUGAGGCACCACAGCUACGGGCGCCAUGAGGGAGCCUGGAUGAAGGACCCUGCUGCCAAAGAUGACAGGAUCUAUGUCACCAACUACUACUAUGGGAACAGCUUGGUGGAGUUCCGCAAUCUGGAAAACUUCAAGCAAGGCCGCUGGAGUAACAUGUACAAGCUGCCCUACAACUGGAUCGGCACGGGCCACGUGGUGUACCAGGGCGCCUUCUACUACAACCGCGCCUUCACCAAGAACAUCAUCAAGUACGACCUGCGGCAGCGCUUCGUGGCCUCCUGGGCACUGCUGCCCGACGUGGUCUAUGAGGACACGACGCCCUGGAAGUGGCGCGGCCACUCGGACAUCGACUUCGCCGUGGACGAGAGCGGCCUGUGGGUCAUCUACCCCGCCGCGGAUGACCAGGACGAGGCCCAGCCCGAGGUGAUCGUGCUGAGCCGCCUGGACCCCGGUGACCUGUCCACGCACCGGGAGACCACGUGGAGGACACGGCUACGGCGGAACUCCUACGGGAACUGCUUCUUGGUGUGUGGCAUCCUGUACGCCGUGGACACGUACAACCAGAAGGAGGGCCAGGUGGCCUACGCCUUCGACACGCACACGGGCACCGACGCCCGGCCGCAGCUGCCCUUCCUCAACGAGCACGCCUUCACCACCCAGAUUGACUACAACCCCAAGGAGCGCGUGCUGUACGCCUGGGACAACGGCCACCAGCUCACCUACACCCUCCACUUCGUGGUCUGAGCCCGGACCGGUGCUCACAGGAGAGGAGUGGCCGUGGGCGUCGCUCCCCCACAGCAACUCCUGCAGGGGCUCUGUCAGCACAUAUUUAUGGGGGUCCAGGCCCGGGGCAGGUGCUAGGCACGUGGCGCAGCCAGGAUAAAGCUUCCUUGGCACCCGGUGGAUUAAUAAUCCCUUCCACUUGCAGAGCACUAUGCCAAGAGCUUCACAUGCACAAACCCAUUCAGUCCUCCCAGUAGCACCCCUGGAGGUAGGGAUAAUUAAGCCCAUUUAACAGAUGAGGACACU